UCCUUGCCAAGCUCAAGGGUGCACCCCUGACCACAAGGGCCCAAGGUGGUCGGGGCACAGCUUGCUUUUAUUCAUUUUAGGGAGACAUGAGGCAUCAAUCAAUACAUGGGAGAUUUACAUUGGUUCCAUCUGGAAGGGUGGGACAACUUGAAUUGGGGGGCUUCCAGGUCAUAGGUAGAUUUAAACAUAUUUUGAUUGGCAACUGACUGAAGAGUUAUUAUCAGCAGAAAGGAGUGUCUGGGUUAUGAAACAGGGGUUGCAGGGAGCAGAUGAUGCCUUCAGGUAGCGGGCUUUCGAGAGAAAAUAGAUGGUAAAUGCUUCCUAUCAGACUUAAGGUCUAUGUCGAUGUUAAUGCUGGGGGUUAUGACGUGGCAUGGCCUGAACGUCUUCCGGGUUAAAGUUUAGAGCACUCUGGCGGACAGGGAACCCCAUUCAGAUGGUUGCUGGGGGGCCUUCGAAUUUUAUUUUUGGUUUACAAGCCUUCCCAUCAGCUGUGCCAGGGUCAGCAAACCACAGUCCAUGGGCCCAAUCUGGCCUGCCACCUGCUUUUUGUAAAUAAAGUUUUAUAGGAACACGCCCACACCUCUGGCAGCUGCUUUGCAAGCACGCAGCAGGGUUGAGUUGUUGCAACACAGACCACAGGGCCUGCCAAGCCUCAAUUAUCUGUGCUCCGACCCUUUAAGAAACACUUCUCUCACCCCUGAGCUAAGCAGAAUAAGAGGGGCUGGACGUGCAGGACUCAGAGUGGGAGCGAGGAGGGCUGGGGUGAGGACAGCUUUGUCACACUCUGUUUUUCUGUCACUCAGCCCUGGGGGCUCCCUCUGCCUGAGGGCUUCGUCCCCUGCUGCCUGGCCAUGACCCGCAGCACAAGCACAGAUAAGCCUCAGGGAACAAAAGCAAAAGGCAGGGCUGCCACGGAAGCCCAUCCACCAAUCCUCACCUCUCACCUCUGUGUCCGCCCUGCUGGGAAAUAUUCCAGGCUUUGGCCAAGGCCAGUGCAGCCCCAGCUUCCCGAGCGGCAGGUUGGGUGCGGACCAUGGCCUCUCACAAGCUGCUGGUGACCCCCCCCAAGGCCCUGCUCAAGCCCCUCUCCAUCCCCAACCGGCUCCUGUUGGGGCCUGGUCCCUCCAACCUGGCUCCUCGCAUCAUGGCAGCCGGGGGGCUGCAGAUGAUCGGGCCCAUGAGCAAGGAUAUGUACCAGAUCAUGGACGAGAUCAAGGAAGGCAUCCAGUACGUGUUCCAGACCAGGAACCCACUCACACUGGUCAUCUCUGGCUCGGGACACUGUGCCCUGGAGGCCGCCCUGGUCAAUGUGCUGGAGCCUGGGGACUCCUUCCUGGUUGGGGCCAAUGGCAUUUGGGGGCAGCGAGCCGUGGACAUCGGGGAGCGCAUAGGAGCCCGAGUGCACCCGAUGACCAAGGACCCUGGAGGCCACUACACACUGCAGGAGGUGGAGGAGGUAGGGGACCCGGGGUGGGGGUCAGGGCCGGGAGUGGCCAAGGACCCUGGAGGCCACUACACACUGCAGGAGGUGGAGGAGGUAGGGGACCUGGGGUGGGGGUCAGGGCCGGGAGUGGCCAAGGACCCUGGAGGCCACUACACACUGCAGGAGGUGGAGGAGGUAGGGGACCCGGGGUGGGGGUCAGGGCCGGGAGUGGCCAAGGACCCUGGAGGCCACUACACACUGCAGGAGGUGGAGGAGGGCCUGGCCCAGCACAAGCCAGUGCUGCUGUUCUUAACCCACGGGGAGUCGUCCACCGGCGUGCUGCAGCCCCUUGAUGGCUUCGGGGAACUCUGCCACAGGUACAAGUGCCUGCUCCUGGUGGAUUCGGUGGUAUCCCUGGGCGGGACCCCCCUUUACAUGGACCAGCAAGGCAUCGACAUCCUGUACUCGGGCUCCCAGAAGGCCCUGAACGCCCCUCCAGGGACCUCACUCAUCUCCUUCAGUGACAAGGCCAAAAAGAAGAUGUACUCCCGCAAGACGAAGCCCUUCUCCUUCUACCUGGACAUCAAGUGGCUGGCCAACUUCUGGGGCUGUGACGACCAGCCCAGGAUGUACCAUCACACAAUCCCCGUCAUCAGCUUGUACAGCCUGAGAGAGAGCUUGGCCCUCAUUGCAGAACAGGGCCUGGAGAACAGCUGGCGCCAGCACCGCGAGGCCGCGGCAUAUCUGCAUGGGCGCCUGCAGGCACUGGGGCUGCAGCUCUUCGUGAAGGACCCGGCGCUCCGGCUUCCCACAGUCACUACUGUGGCUGUACCCGCUGGCUAUGACUGGAGAGACAUCGUCAGCUACGUCAUGGACCACUUCGACAUUGAGAUCAUGGGUGGCCUUGGGCCCUCCACAGGGAAGGUGCUGCGGAUCGGCCUGCUGGGCUGCAAUGCCACCUGCGAGAAUGUGGACCGCGUGACGGAGGCCCUGAGGGCGGCCCUGCAGCACUGCCCCAAGAAGAAGCUGUGAUCCGCCCGCUGGCACACACCUGGCGCUGGCACACACCUGGCGCUGGCACACACCUGGCACUGGCACACACCUGGCGCUGGCACACACCUGUCCCAGGCCCACCCUGAGGGACCAGGAGGAUCAGGAGCAAACAGACCCUGCAAGGUCCUCCAGGCCUGGGGACAGGAAAGCCACUGACCCAGCCCGGGAGGCAGAACCAGGCAGCCUCCCUGGCCCCAGGCAGCCCUUUUCCCUCCAGUGGCACCUCCUGGAAACAGUCCACUUGGGCGCAGAACCCAGUGCCUUCCAAAUGAGCUGCAGUCCCCAGGCCGUGAGCCUCCCGGGAGUGUUUAAUAAAGGGCCUGGCCACCUCUCCUUACUGUGUGGGGAUGGUCUGUGAAAGAGUGACAGGAGAGCAUCUCUGCUCCCUGAGCUGCCUGAUUGUGGACUUUAGGGGGACACUCCUCAUCCUGGAGCCCACAGGGUAGAUCCUCCCCUGGAGGAGGUGCCGUCACCACACUCUAGCCCCAGAUGUCACACCCCCAAACGUCCUCACGCACCACAUCCAGGUGAACCCACACGGCCCACAGGGCUGGUUGGAGACCCUGUCAUGGACAAGGGUACCUGCGUGCUGGAGAGCGCACAGCCAGGACCUGAGCCCAUGACACGUGGAAGCCUCCAAUGGAAGGUCCCCCUAUGCUCCCAUCCAGCCAGUGCCCACCCCUCAACUGCCUGACUUCUGUGACCAUAGAUCGGCCUGGCAUAUUUGAAUUUAUUUAUUUAUUUAUUUAUUUUGAAACGGAGUUUCACUCUUGUUGCCCAGGCUGGAGUGCAGUGGCACGAUCUCAGCUCACUACAACCUCCGCCUCCCGGGUUCAAGCGAUUCUCCUGCCUCAGCCUCCGGAUUAGCUGGGACUACAGGUGUGCACCACCAUGCCCGGCUAAUUUUUGUAUUUUUAGUACAGAUGAGGUUUCACCAUAUUGGCCAGGCUGGUCUCGAACUCCUGACCUCAAGUGAUCCACCUGCCUCGGCCUCCCAAAGUGCUGGGAUUACAAGCGUGAGCCACCGUGCCCGGCCAUGGUUGAAUUUCAUGGUCAGUGGAACACACAGCAGGUCCUCCACUGUGCCAGCCUCUUUCACUUACUGUUUUUGACACUCACAUGUACCGUCGUGGGCGCCGGUGUGUCUUUGUUGCUGAGUGCCGUCCCGUCACAUGGACUUGCCGUCGUGGGCGCCGGUGUGUCUUGUUGCUGAGUGCCGUCCUGUCAUAUGGACACAUCAUGAUUUGUUGGUUCAUCACCAUAGUUGAGCAUCUGGGUUAUUUCUAUUUUGGGGCUGUUAUGAAUACGGAGGUAGUGAAAUUCUUACUCAAGCCUUCGUGUGGCCAUAUAUUUUCAUUUUUCUUGGAUAAAUAACUAGGAGUGGAAUUGCAGGGUCAUACAAUAGGCUUAACCUUAUACGAGACUGCCACGAAAUUCUCUGAAGUGGCUCUUCCAUGUUUCAUUCCUGCAGCUACAGCGUCCAGGGUGCUCCACGUCCUCACCCACACUCCUUGUCUUUUUUUGCUAGGGGGUGUAAAAUCCUGUCUGAUUUGGUUUUAGUUUGCAUUUCCCUGAUGCCUAUUGAUGUGGAGCAACUUCUCAUAUGCUAUCGCCGUUUGUAGAUCUUCUGAGAAGUGUCAGUUCAAAUAUUUUGUUCAUAUUUGGAUUUUUAUCUUCUUAUUGUCAAUGUGUGAUCAUUUUAAAAUAUAUUCUAGAUACUA
Gorilla gorilla gorilla (western lowland gorilla) is the source of this 4200-nucleotide messenger RNA. RefSeq names its product alanine--glyoxylate aminotransferase (gene AGXT). Gene Ontology annotation, cellular component: peroxisome. The record is from RefSeq and is a predicted model, not a curated record. Gene Ontology annotation, molecular function: L-alanine:glyoxylate transaminase activity; L-serine:pyruvate transaminase activity. Bases 1037 to 2458 code for a protein of 473 amino acids. Lineage: Eukaryota; Metazoa; Chordata; Mammalia; Primates; Hominidae. The transcript is spliced from 11 exons.